Molecule: messenger RNA, 3990 nt
Organism: Rasamsonia emersonii CBS 393.64
Lineage: Eukaryota; Fungi; Ascomycota; Eurotiomycetes; Eurotiales; Trichocomaceae
Product: RNA binding effector protein Scp160
Exons: 5
Coding region: 1-3990 (1329 amino acids)
Biological process (GO): nuclear division
Cellular component (GO): cytoplasm; nucleus
Molecular function (GO): mRNA binding
Source: RefSeq, a predicted model, not a curated record
AUGGCGACUGAUGCACACGGUUUGAUUGUGAACGGCGGGCAGACGUCCUCGAAGUCGCCGGCGGCUCUUCUCUCCGAGCAGCACGCGCGCGAUCAGGCCCAUAAAGUGACAGUGGAAGAUGUCCCCGAUGAGGAUGACAUUCAACAUCCUCCUCCGUCGUCGUCGGUGAAGUCCGCAGCGCCAGAUGCUGGUGCCGGCUCCUCCAAAGAUGCCACCCCCAACGCUGGAUCCGCCCCUGAGCCGAAGACGACGAAAACCUCCAACACUCCGGCUUUUGAUGUGCGGUCGGAGGAGUCGUUUCCAGCUCUGGGCAGUGGUCCCAAGUCGAAAGCGGCUGCCAAUGUGCCCUCGGCCUGGGGUGCCAGAAAGCCGGGUGCUGCGUCGACCUCGACCAACGGGGUGUCCAGCGGUCCUCAGGCGUCAAGCUCUCCUUCGAGCUUCGGUGCCUCUGACGGUCCCAAGAUCAUGUCCUUGCCUGGAAAACAUGUCGAACAAUUGCGACUCGCCCCGUCGCAGAUGCUUCCUCCAAGUCAGCUCAAGAAGCCGAUCCGGGAUAUCUUGAGGGACAUCAGCAAGCGUUCCAAAGCCACUGUCGACAUGCGGGGCGGCCCUAAUGGCUCGGUCAUCUUCGAGGGCAAGGGCUCCGUGGAUGCGGUGAGACAAGCUCUCAAGGACGUCGCACAGCAGGUUGGAUCCAAGCAAUCUGUCCGUGUCCCGAUCCCUGCUUCGGCGCGACCACAUAUCAUUGGCCGCCAAGGCGCCGUCGUGCAGGACAUCCAACAGCGAACUGGCGCCCGCGUCCAGGUGCCCAGGGCCGACGAUUCCGCUGCCGGUGAGGACGACGAUGACAGCGCCACCAUCGACGUGUUCAUCGAAGGUGAUGCCGUCGCCGCAGAGAUGGCUCGUCGUGAGAUUGAGUCCAUCGUCAAAGAACGGGCAUCGAAUAUAACCUUGCGGCUGAAGACCAUUCCUCCAGAGUUCUUCCCCUUCAUUGCGGGUGCCCACAACGCACAUGUGAACGAGCUUGAGGAGCGGACCAAGGCGCAGAUUAGGGUGCCACGUUACGACACCUGGACGAAACAGCCACCGCCCCAAGAGGCCGACGUCGGUCAGAUCCGAUUUGUCCCGCACCCAGAGAGACACAUUCAUAUUUCGGGAGAGCGUGCUGCUGCGCAGGAGGCUCGCGCUGAAAUUGAACGACGUGCUGCCGAACUGCAGCGCCAGCUGACCCUGCGACAAUUGGCAAUCAACCGUGGCCAGCACCAGUUCAUCCUGGGCGAUAGUGAUACCGCCCUGCACGACUUCCUCGCGGAGACCGGCUGUUCCAUCAUCCUGCCUCCGCCCGACGAGGACAGUGAAUUCCUGACCAUCACAGGACCGCCUGAACACAUUGAAGCCGGCGUCAACCGUGCCAUGGAACUUGCGACCAGCAUGCAGAUGGCGAGUAUCGACUUGUCUCGACAGCAUCCUGCUGCGCACGCUAGGGCCCUUACUUCUUAUCUUCAACAGCGUCAAGUCAUCAAAGAGUUGGAGAAUCUGUACGAUGCUCGCAUCGUGCUACCCCAGACUUCUGAAGGCCCCGUCACCUGGGAAGUCUACUCCAGAGAUGGAAAGAACACCAUCCGGGCACGCUCCGAUAUCAUGAACCUGAUCCAGGCCCACCCUCCCGCAAGGAUACGCUCCCUUCAGGUCGACCCGUACUUCCAUCCAUACCUCCGUUCCCGAAGUCGUGCCCAGCUGAAGGACGACUUUGGUGUCCAUCUCAUUGUUCCGGACGACAUCGACAGCCCAGAAGUUGUUCUAGUCUACGAAGGACCAUCGCAGGCCGGUGCCGAAUAUCAGGUCCCAAGGCACAGACCGUCAAGUGAGGAGAUUGCGGCUUUCGAACGAGCUCUCCAGGCCGCGCAGGAAUCCCUCCUGAAGACAUUGGGAGAUCAGAAGGACAUUGUGUCGAGAUCAGUCAGCAUUCCUGCAAAGUACAAUGAGAAGGUUCGCAAGUACAUUGCACGCGAACAGCAGGCUGACGUGGAUCGUAUCCCUGUCCGUGCCAUCGUUAGAGAGCCUGAGGGCCGCAAUGGUCCAGUUUCCUCCCAGAAGUCCAAAGCAGCGGCUGCUCUGCCGAGCGAGGUUGCUUUGCGAGGGCGCUCUGGUGACGUGGACGAGCUCGAGUCCAAGAUCCUUGCCUUUGUCGAACAACAGGAGAAGGAUGACCUCGAACGGGGCUAUACUACCAGCUUCGACUAUCCCCAGAAAUUUGCCAACGUCCUCAUCGGGAAACGCGGAGAGAAUAUCAACAAGUUGCGCGAGGAAUUCGACGUUGACAUCAAGGUCGACAAUGGCAAGGUCGAAGUCAAGGGACCCAAGGCAAAGGCGGAUGCCGCGAAAGCCAGGAUCGUUGCACUGGGCAAGAAACUCGCCGAUGAAACGACCCACGUUCUCAAGAUUCCCGCCAAAUAUCACCGUGAUCUGAUCGGUCAGAAGGGCAGCCAGGUGAACCGACUACAGGACCGUUACAAUGUCCGUGUCCAAUUCCCUCGUGCUGCAGUGUCAACACCCGCCAAUGAUGACCAGUCUGUCGCGGAUACCGCAAGCGAGGUUGGUGGUGGUCGGCCUGGUCGACCCAACCAAGCUCCUGAUGAAGUAAUUAUCAAAGGUCCCAGCAAGGGCGCCGACGCUGCCAGAGACGAAAUCCUCAGCUUGCUUCAAUGGAUUAUUGACCACUCACAUACAGCUUCUGUCUCUGUUGCGCAAAGCCAGAUCCCCUCGUUGAUCGGUCAACGUGGCCGUGAAAUGGACAAGCUCCGGGCUGACACUGGAGCGCAAAUCGACGUCCCCAGCGCCCAAGACGCACCGGAUGCUUCUGGACGCGUUGAGAUCAAGAUCAAGGGAACCAAGAAACAAGUUGAUGAGGCCCAGAAGAUUCUCGAGCAGCGGGCGAGGGAAUUCGACGCGAUUGUCACCAGGACCAUCGAGGUGGACAAGAAGCAUCACAAGGCGUUGAUCGGCGGUGGUGGUGCCAAUAUCCGCAAAAUCAUCAUCGAGGCGGGUGGUCCUGACGAUGGCAGCGCUGCCCGCAUGGUGAAAUUCCCGCGUCCUGAUAGCAAUGAAACGACAAUCAAACUCGAGGGGAAUGGCGCCGUCGUUGACAAAAUCAUCGCUGCGAUCGAGGCUUUCGUCAAGGAGCGAGAGGAUCAGGUCACGGCCACGCUGGACGUGCCCCAGUCGCAACACCGCCUGCUUAUCGGACGCGGCGGGGAGACGAGACGUAACCUGGAAUCGCAGUUCAACAUCACCGUCGAUAUUCCCAAGCAAGGGUCUGGUCGCACUGAUGUCAAGCUCAAGGGACCCAGCAGUGCCGUUGAGGAGGCUAAAGCGCACAUCCUUGCCCUGCUCAAAGAGCAGCAAGGCGAGACUGUUGAGGUGCCAAGGCAUCUGCACCAUGUCAUUUCAGACAAUGGCUCUUUCUUCCGCCGCCUGCGCAACGACUACCAGGUGACUGUGGACCAUGCUGGCCAACAGGUUCCGCCCAAGCCUAGCCCAGUCGACUUGCGCAACGGGCCCAACGGAGCUGCCUCGCUGCCGUUGAUUACGGAUGAUCCGGCCGCAGCGGCGGAUGCCCAUUCCUGGAAGGUGGUCGACAACACUCCUGCGCCCAGCGAUUCUUCGGCCACGAUUCCAUGGGUCCUUUCUGGUGCGUCGGAGAACGUCAGUAAAGCGAAGGCGGCCUUGGAAAAGGCUAUCGAGGCGGCAUCGCAGCAGGCGGCGACUGGGUACCUGAUCCUGCCUGAUCCGAAGACGUAUCGGUUCGUGGUUGGUCAAGGCGGGAGCCAGAUCAACGCCAUCAGGAAGAAGACGGGCUGCCGGAUCAACGUGCCAAAGAGCCAAGCUCGGGGCGAAGCGAUUGAGAUCAAGGGGACCAAGGAGGGCGUGGAGGAAGCCAAGAACAUGAUUCUGGAAGCUGUGCGAGCAGGGUUGAACGGGUCGCGAUAA